GCAACAGCAACGGCAACAGCAACAGCAACGGCAAACGACGCCGGCGCCGGCGCUAGCCAUGGCCGAUGGGUUUUCGCAGUCAUCGUCGUUGUCGCCGUCGUCGAAGUCGAAGCAUCGUGCUCAAGUCAAGAGCAGCAAAAUCACACGCAGCCAGCAUAACACAAAUUUCAGUCGGCUUUUUCACGACGCGCCCGCGGUUGUUAUUCAAACCAGAGCAGAAGUUUUUUGCUUGUUCACAUAUUAAAUUGCAUCGCUUUGGCCUGUUAUUUAAUUUGCAAAAUAUAAUUCAAUAAAAACUAAUUGUGCAAUAAGUAAAGUAAAAUGUGUGGCAACUAAAAAGAAAAGCGUGGCAAAGGAAUUUUUAAGCUGUUGUUGAGCAUGGACUAAGAAGGAUUACCAGCGCAGCAGGACAUUGCCAGGCGACAAGUGAAGGCCACACACACAAAGUGGAAGACUACAUCUCACAGACAGUUCAGUUCAAGUUGAACAUUGACAAUUUGACAGCAGGAGAGCAAGAUGUUUGAUGCAACCUGGUUGCCCACCGCCUGCGGCUCUUUGGCGCCCGCAUUGCUACCGCCUGCUCACAUUGUCAUCUUGUGGUACUUUUGGGAGAACUAUUCACGCUAUGUGGACCGACAUUUCUGCAGUUGCUCAUGCUGGGACACGGUGUUCAAGGGCCCCUACGAGUCGGGAGUGGCCGCCUACAAGCACAUGUACUUCAAUGCCACGCCCAACAGCUUCAAGAUGUGGAUACUCACCGUGUUUGCCGUCAUUGCGUUCUACGAGUGCAUCAAACGUCUGAUUGCCCUGAUCCUGCAGCAACGUGUGCGCUACUCAAUGUUGUUCCUCUUCCUGUUGUCCAUCUUCUCGCAUUACUAUGCCUGGUGGGCGUACAUCAACUAUUACAACGAUGACUACUACAAACAAUGGAAUCACCAGCUCUUCUUCACGAUAACAGAGUUGUUCUCCACGGUGCUGGUUAUGCAUCUGGCCAACACCACGAAUGUAGUAAAGCCCAAGAAAGUGUUCUGCAUCGUGGGCAUCGCUUUGCUGCACAUACUCGCUGGCAGCUUUGAUCAGUUCUUUCUGAAUGUGGUGCGUGGGGAGGGAGCAGCUCAUCAAGUGGUGCGUGAUAUUGGCUUCAUGUUUCCGGACUUAUUGCAUUUGUUUGUGCCGCUUUGGCUGCUACGCAAGGCACGCAAAGAGAACUUUGCCACACGUCCCUUUAACCGAGAUCGCAAGCUGCAUCGCGAUAUUGUGGCCAUGUUGUGCAUGGUGUCGAUCAUGUUUGGGAUCUGCUCGAUUUUGUGAGAACGAAUUCUGAUGGGCGCCCACGAGGAGAUGUAUGGCAAGAUAAAGCCCGCCCAGGAUACUGCGUUGAUGCUGCUCAAUCGCUAUCGCAUGCUGGCGAACAACAAUGUGCACAACUAAACAACGAGAACGAGAAUCCGAACUGUGGACAAUAUAAGCUACACUACUUGGCAAGUCAGUAAGUGUGUGGAGCGCUAAAACACGCUCUAAUUGCUUCUCAUUUCAUUGUUGUUUUGCUACUUUUGACGAUUUGUGAUAGUUUAUCAUUUUUGGGUCAAAAAAAGUAUAGAGAAAAGGAAUAUCCAAAGCAUAUAUACUAAGUAGUAUCAACUAAAUACUAAUCAAAGUACAUAAUCAAUAUGGCAAAAAAUUGUUGGCUUCCAUUUGUAGUAACGUUGACCGAAGCUCUCUAACUGUUAAAACAUAUCCAAAAAUCCCCAAAAACACACAAUGGCACUAGGCACAAUUAGCAGAUGAUAGCAUUAUCCAUCUUUAACAAACAAACGCUGGCUGGGUGCAGCUAAACGAUCAGUAAAAAAUAAAACGAAAACGAUUAUCCAACAUUUGAAAAUACUUAAAAAAUAAGUACAACGAAUGAAUAAUUAGCAUAAGCUGUGGCAACCGGCGUAAAUACGUAUUGAAUAACGACCUCAACUCGACAUACUCAACAUAUAUAGAACAUAUAGUAUAUUGCCAAGUAUUUGCAUAUUUUGUAACCCACCCAGUGUUAUUUCUACAUACAUAUAACAUUUAGUAUCUUAGCGUUAGAUGCGAUUUAGACUGUUGUUGGAUAAUAUAGUAUUAUUAUACACAGACACGAACAGAAAUAUUCCAGUACCAUAGUAGAGAAGAAAACCUAAUAAAUCUAAAUAAAUUACAACAAAUCAUAAUAAACGAAUACCCGUAGUAAUCAAAACUAGCGUUAAACGAUAUUGUUAUAAAUAAACUACAUGGAAUAGCCUAUAAAAAAAAGAACACAAAACAAAAUUAUGUAUACAUCCAUACACACACAAAUACAUAUACAAAUACAUUUACAUAUAUUUUUAGUAUACAACAUUAUAUUAAAUAAACAUUAAGAGACUGAAAAAAAGAGAACAAUC
Drosophila nasuta is the source of this 2411-nucleotide messenger RNA. RefSeq lists its product as uncharacterized. The record is from RefSeq and is a predicted model, not a curated record. The coding region runs from base 517 to 1311 and encodes 264 amino acids. The transcript is spliced from 3 exons. NCBI's taxonomy places the organism in Eukaryota, Metazoa, Arthropoda, Insecta, Diptera, Drosophilidae.